UGUUAUUUUAGAGAAAAUUUAUGUUCCACAGAAACUGGGAAAGAUUCUAAUUAAUUUCAUAGAAUGGUCUUUGGAGCUGUAAAUGUGUCUGUCUUAUGUAGGUGCUAUAAGCAUUAGGUAUUUUCUUCAUUUGCUUAGGCAUGAAUAUACCAAUAUUUGGUCUAAGCUUGAGUUCAGCUUUAGGGCCCCAGCUACCAGCCAUUUAUGCUGCUCUUUGAGCUGUGGUGGAUAUUCUGGCCAAACAUAAAAAAGACCCAACUGAAUUUUAGGAAAUUAGAAGCUUUAUUUUAAAAAAAGCUGAAACUGAAGCUUUAUUACCUCCUUUCCUGCCUUUCUAUUCCCAGGUUAUUAUAGGAAUGUGUUGCUGUAGGCCCCAUUUUCAGGACAGCCACCAGCAGAAUUCCCGGGUUCUUCCAUUGGCUCUUUGCAGUGUUGCCCACACUUUUGGCUGCUCUGUUGAGCCUUUUAUGUGACCUUCUCUCGCCCUGUGCUUGCUCUCACCUGGCAGAACUGGCCAGGCUUUCAAGUCUCUGCCUUACAUUCCCCCUGUUCUCGUGCACACACAGCAGUUUGCAAUGAUCCUCUCCAUCACUCCUGGAAACAGACGCCUCCAAGGGAAUUUCAUAGAGUACGAGUUGUAUGUCAAAUGGAUUCAAUGCAGACAGGAUUAAGCAUGGAAAAACAAAAUACUGUGUGGUUGUAGAGUGACAAAAAGCAGCCAAGAAGGGCUUAACACUUACUGUAGGGAGUCUGAAAGGUGCCUCUUAUUACGCUUGAUGUUUAGAUUUUGUGAUUCAGCUCUUCAGCCUGCUCUAAGAUAGUGAAAAAAGAAACUUGACCUUGACCUCAAGAGUACAGCUUGACCCCAGUGUUACUUCUUUUCUUGUUCUCAUAAUACCUUCCUUAUAUUUAAGGAAAGUUUUAACAGCCAAAUCACCUGACCCCACAGCAGAAGGGGGCUUAGCCUAGUGAGUGCCACACAUAAUUUUUAUUCUUUUGAAGGGAAAAAAAAUGUGUCCUGGGAGGCAGCCAGCAAGUGAAGUCAGGUGGAAUUUGCCUUCACUUGAUUAUAAUCAGCUUUGUCCCUUUGUUGAUGUCACCUCAGCUAUAUGCUGUUGCCACCUUCUCAUCCAACCACUUUCUGUCAUAAAGCUCAGCAGGGAAAACAAACUGAAGCCAAAACAACAUAUGGAAGUGUCUUGGCAAGAUUUGGCUGUUCAUUUGAAGUGUUUUUCUUUUUUCUGUGGGUAGGAGAUGAAGUCAGAGCUGUGUUGUUUCGUAUAGAAGGAUCAUUAUUUUUAGACCAGCAGCAGUCCUUAGCCUCUGCAUGUAAUCUGCUCAGACAGAGCCACACGAGGCAGCAGGGUUUUCAUGAGCUGUCUGUGGGGCUCAGUCACUGAUGUUGAGUAUAACUUGAGUUUUGGGGGUGUGAAUACUCAGAGCAUUGAAUUGUGUGGUAAUUUAAAGCUCAACAUCUCAUUUUCAUCUAUGUCGAGGUCUUUUAGGCAUGGCAGAUUUGUGAUAAAAUCUUUCCAUAAAACCAGUUGUUAGUCUGCUGGUGUUUGAUGUUGACGGGGAGAUCCAGGCCUGUCCUGCUGACAGUGGCCAAAGUGCCCCUGAGUUGGAGAGUGCAUGUAUUGUAGCCAGGAAUCUAUGCAUGUUCCAUGCAGCCAGUGCAUGUAGAGGGAAUCUUUGUACAUUUAAAGGUUGUUGGGGCCCAUUCUGAAAAACACCAGCCAAACCACGUGCAUUUGGUACUGCCAGUGGGAAGGUUUGCCUAGGAUGUCAUCCCUCAGCUAUACAUAGCAAACUCAAAGCUUCUUACAGAGAAACCUCUUACCAGUCACUUUCCACAAAUGGUGCCUAUACCUAAAGGUACUUAGUGAAAAUCCUUGAGAGGUAUUUAAUGCAAAAGCAGUUAGUCUCCCUGGUGUUUUUCAGAAGCUCUCACACACCACUAGCAGGGAGAAGUGCAGUGCAGCUACAGCACAGCUCCUGGGAAGUUACUCAUUUUGUCUGAACCAGGCUCUGCCACCCCAAGGGCUUGCCAAGAUGUGUGACAUGGGGGGGCUCGACAACCUCAUUGCCAACACUGCCUACCUCCAGGCAAGGAAGAGUGGGGAAGGAGACACCAAGGAAAUGCAAAAGAGGCGUAAGAGCCUCUCGCUGCCCAAGAUUGAGGAGUGCAGCCAGCAUAGAGAGUCCAUUGCUGGUGACUAUGACAGCAUCUGUGAACAGCAGCCCAUUGGCAAGAGAUUCUUCAGAGACUUCUUAGAGACAGUGCCAGAAUAUUUGGUAGCUAGGGACUUCCUGGAUGAGGUAUCAAACUGGGAGUUGGCAGAGGACAGUCUCAAGAGCAGUACCAUGGAGAAUAUUGUCACCAAUUUUCUUAAGGAAGGCGCCAAAAACUAUCUGUCUUUCAUGAGCUCCGACUUGGUCAGCAAAUGCAAAGCAGCUGCUGCAAAAGACUAUGAGAACAUCAUGCAGCUGGCCAAGGAGGAAACCAAAGUCUUCUUUAAAGACAAGCCCUUCCAGGAUUUCCAGAACAGCCCCUUCUAUGACAAAUUCAUCCAAUGGAAAGUGUUUGAGAAGCAACCAGUAACUGAUAAAUACUUUUCUGAGUUCCGAGUGCUGGGCAAAGGUGGCUUUGGAGAGGUUUGUGCCAUCCAGGUCAAAAAUACUGGCAAGAUGUAUGCCUGCAAGAAACUGGAUAAGAAAAGGUUGAAAAAGAAAAGCGGAGAGAAGAUGGCACUGCUGGAGAAAGAGAUUCUGGAGAAGGUCAACAGCCCUUUCAUAGUCACACUAGCUUAUGCCUAUGAGACCAAAACCCAUCUGUGUCUUGUUAUGAGCCUCAUGAAUGGAGGGGAUCUGAAGUAUCACAUCUACAAUGUGGGAGAAAGGGGUUUGGAAAUGAAAAGGAUCAUCUUUUAUUCAGCUCAGAUCACCUGUGGGAUUCUGCAUCUCCAUUCCAUCAAAAUUGUGUACCGGGAUAUGAAACCAGAGAAUGUCCUCCUGGAUGAUAAUGGGAAUUGCAGACUGUCUGAUCUUGGAUUGGCAGUGCAAGUCAAAGAGGGAAAAAGCAUCACCCAGAGGGCUGGGACAAACGGUUACAUGGCUCCGGAAAUCCUGAAGGAAGAGGACUACAGCUAUCCUGUGGACUGGUUUGCUAUGGGGUGUACUAUUUAUGAGAUGGUUGCUGGGCGAACACCAUUCAAGGAUUACAAAGAAAAAGUCAAUAAGGAUGAGGUUAGAAGAAGAACUCUGGAAGAUGAGGUGAAAUUUGAACAUGCCAGCUUCACAGAGGAAGCAAAAGAUAUUUGUAAGCUGUUUUUGGCUAAGAAAAAAGAGGACCGUUUAGGAAGCAGGAAUGAAGAUGAUGACCCAAGAAAACACAGCUUCUUCAAAACAAUAAAUUUCCACAGGUUAGAGGCAAACCUUAUUGACCCUCCAUUUGUGCCAGAUCCAUCAGUUGUCUAUGCCAAAGAUGUUGCAGACAUUGCUGACUUCUCUGAAAUACGAGGAAUUGAGUUUGAUGACAAAGACAAGAAGUUCUUCAAGAAGUUUGCAACAGGUGCUGUCCCUAUACCCUGGCAGGAAGAAAUCAUUGAAACAGGACUGUUUGACGAACUGAAUGAUCCCAACAGAGUAGUUUCUGGAGGUUAUGCAAACGGAGGGGAAGCUAAGUCAGGAGUUUGUUUGUUGUUGUAAUUAUAUCAUUACUAAAAAGAGUAGAAACCACCUCAGAACUUUCCACAUUCUGACUCUGUUUCAGAAACUCAGUACACCUGUUUGAGAAGAGCCAGCCAGUGUAAUGUGACAUUGACAGGUUAUGUAGGACCACCAGCUGAAUAGACUGUAUUAUUUUCCUUUGGUCUAAGAAAGGAGGUAUUUUGUGUUACUGGCAAUGUAUCAAAUGAAGAACCAUAUUUCUCCAAAAAGCUUAGAAUAGGAAUUCUGAAAUACAAAAAGAAAUGAUGGAGUGAAGAGGCAACAGCUUUUGAAUAUGACUGAUUACUAUUUUGAAUUCAAUGAUUCAUUGGUUUUCUUUCUUUUUUCUUUCUUUUUUCUUGUUAUUUCUACUAACAUUUCCUCUUUGUUCUGCAGUUUUCAGAAAGAAUUUUUUAAUUUUCAAGUAAUAUUGGACAGUGGAGCUCAUAUACCUGUCAAACCUGUAAUCUUACUGGUUAGCCAGUCUGUUAAAUUCUGUUAGUUUUUGAGUGAUUUAUUGUAAUAUAUUCAAAUUGUCAUAAGAUAUAAAGAAAGCUCUACAUAUCACUUGGAAAUAAGAGCAACAGGAUCAAACUCUUUGCAAAAGUGAUUUUAAUGAAGUGAAGAUAAGAUUGCACCAAUUUAUUGGAAUAAAGCAUUUAUUUAUUAUUAAGUGUAUUCUUAUACGUGAUAAUACUAUAUACAAAGAAAAUGUAUUUAUAAGUAAAUACACAUUCUUUUUGGCAAUUUUAAACUUAUAUCAGAUCUCCUGAUAUUUUUUCUGUAUUUUGGUGAUAAAUUAAGCUACAGAUAGACCAAAGCAAUUUGUAUUUGAGUUUUUACAAGACAUUUAUUUCAGUGUAAUAUAGAUUUUUAUUCAAGUUGCAAAAUACAUUAUACUGUCACAUUCUGUAAUGGUGAAAAAGUUGUGUAUGCAAGUCAAAACUAUCUGCAAAUGUUUAUUGAUUCUCAUACAAAUUUUGAAGUGUUUUUAUUUUUCAAUUUUAUGGCAAUCUAAAUUGAAUUACUUGGGAAUAUUGCUAUGAAUACUUGCUACUGGUGAUGUGUAUUACUCAUGAGAUGCCUCCUGCUGAUUUUCUGUGGUAAGAAAAUAGGCAGUUGUUCUUUGCAUAACUUUUAAAACUGAUCCUGCACAUGCUGGUCACUGUCAUCUGUCCAGCCACAAAUUCAAUUGACUAAAGUGGAAGUGGAAACUACUUCAUUCCUUGGAGUCCUGGAGGCUGCAAAUCCCCCAUUUUCUGUUUUUCAUACAGCAAACCUCCUUCUGAACUCAAGGACUUGUUUUAACUAGAUGCUGGGAUUAACUCACACUUAAGUUUUAGAAGAGGAAAACCUGUAGAUACGUCUUCUGUACUCAGGUCUGUCAUGUGCAGCACAAAGCGUUGGUAUUUAUUUGUAACCUAAUAGCACAUCCCAAACUCUUAAGUUUUAAAUACUCUAAGUGUUUUAGUCACAGCUAAGUAAUACAUUAGUAAUACUUUGUGUUGUUCUGAGUAGAAAAAUAAUUGCUCUUUUUUCUUUUAAAUUUGCUUUUCCGGUGUUUUAUAUACUUAAUAUUCAAGUGAAAAUUCAACAACAGUGUUACUUAGGAUUAGUGGGUAAUUCUUUUCAUGAAUUAUGAGCAUAAAAUUGUCUGCCUUUUGAAUGGAGACUUUCUGUCAAUAAUUUAAAACAAUAUAAGCUGAAUUCUGACUUGGUCUUUUAAUUGAGAAGGAUGAUCCUGAAAGGUGGUGAAAAGCAGAGGAAGAGAACAGUGAUGUUGUCCUGGCAUGGAUCUACAAGAGUGCUUCCACUAUUGAUAUCCAUUGAUUUUAUUUCUUAUUGCUCCCACCUGCAGAAAGGUCUCAGAGGGAUAGUAAAUAUACUGUAUUUAAGAAAUCAAGACAGAAAGCUUUAUUAUUAUACGUAUUUUUCUAAAAACCCACAAAACACAAAGUGACACAAAACCCACAGCCACCACCUGAUUAAAGCUAGGAGAGACCUGUUAGUGGCAUCAAACUUUUGUCCUGGAUUGAUAUACCUCAGAUCCACGUUUCAAAAAUCCUCCUGAACCAUAAAGGAGUACUCUGAAAUGGCCGUAGGUUUUCUAGUACAUAACUGAGUUUUAAGCUGCCAUUUGGAAAGAUGUUAUGUACAGACAGAACCAGGAUUUAAUGCCUUGAUAGAAUCACAUAUCCCCAGUGACAUUGGGUGCUGCAAGGGUGCGUUUUUCAAAAUGUGUUGCAAUACUGAGAUCUGUGAAUUCGGAACAUCGUGUGUGCAUAACACUGGGUUAUUUAGUUUUAGAAAUGUUGUGGUAUCACUAAUCCCAGCAGGAUGUGCAUCAGUGAGAUCCAUGAUGUUAAGUGUUUCAUGAAUCAUUUAGAGUAACAAACACAUCAGAAGUCGGAUAAUGCACAGUUUGGCACGGUGUAUGAUAGAGAAGAAUGUGUUAGUUUGAAAUUUUCAUUUUCUAAAAUUCUCUUUUCACAACAUGGACAACUUGUAUUUGGCACCAUGGAGAGGAAGCAGAAUGAAGAUUAUUUCUGUAUUCCUGUUAGCACUUUCAGUGAGUCUUCUAAAAAUUAUUUUCAAAUGUUUUUUAAGGAAACUAUGAAAUACUUGCUUCUUUUCUUCUUCCUGCCACUGUAAAGUUCCUUGUUAAACUUACACUUACUGCUUCAUCUUAACAAAAAACCAUCAAUCCCCAGCAGUCACAAAAGAUUUACAAAUUCAGUGAAUUUCUUACUGCAACCAAAGAUGCUACUUAUUGAGUAAAUUUAAAUGUAUUUGCAAGUGUUGCAAGAGCAGGGCCCAAGUCAAAAGUAUUGACCAGGUUACUGGAUGUUUAUGAAAGAAAAUGAAGGAUAUCUCUGGGGGAGGAAAAUAACCAUGUGGUUAUAGAUUACUUGACUUACUGUGGCACAAGGAAAUUAUGUAAUUUGAAACUGCAAUUAUUUUCUUCUAGCUGUCUCCCUUUUUCCUGCUUUGCCAAUGUUGUGGUGUCUCACUUGGCUGCCUUGUUUUCCAGGAGAUAAAACGCAUUUGAGUGCUAAUAUAAUCUUAAAAACUAAAUAGUGAACUCUAUUGCAUUAAAUGCCAUCUGUGACAGGUUAGAGGGUGCCCUGACCACUCUUCAGGUGUUGUACUAACAAUACUGUCUUUCCUGCCCUGUUUUACUCAGUCCAGCUGAUAGUGGAACUGUUUGGUAAUUCUAACUGUAGCAGGUUAAAAUGUGAGAUUCGUAGUGGCUUGAUGUGUUCUAAUAAGAACAUCAUUUAAAGUUUGACAAUGCUUCUGCUGGCUCUGAGAAGGUAUGAGAGAAAAACCUUCCCUUUGUAUCUCAAGUCCAGAUUUUCUUUGAUACUACCUCUGUUCCCUUUACCAUUACUCCCCUUGUUUCACUGAGAACAGGGACAAAAUUAUGUUUGAUAUUAAUAUUAACCUAAUGAAAUCAUUGUUCACAGAGAUUAUUUCUCAGAGGUACUGAGUACCUACAAUUGUUUCAUGCCAAAGGCUCAUUUGGUCAAUGAAUACCUUGUGUUGCAGCAAGUAGUUCACUUUUAUAUUCCAAUAUGAAAUAGAUUUAGUAAUAGGAACUUGUGUGCAAAUUUGUGGCUAUUAGUGGCAUCUUUAUUAGGGAGGACAGCUUUACAUUAAGCUAAGAACAUCAUAACAAAUAUACUUGAGAUAUUCAUUUCUUCAACCAUAAACAAAUGCCAAUACAGAAGAUGAGAUCUCUCCUUAAAGCAGAUACCUGAAAUUGUACCGUUGUUCUAUAGUGAUGCAUGGUUUUAUAUACUUUUAAUGUCACCAUUAUUUUUUUAAACAAAAUGCUUAUAAAACUGUAGUUUAAAAAUUAAUCACUUUUACAGGUUUUAAUUAUUUAUCUGUAACAUUUUUGUGAUCUGAUUGUCCACAUCUAUGAUGAGGAUAAGUAUGCUCAUGUUAUUUACCUUAAAAAGUAUAUUUUAUUUAUUUCAUGUUAUGACAAUAAUUUUUAUCUUUUUAUCAUUAGUUAAUACCAAAACAUUUAAUCUCUUUAUCCUGCAAUGAAUUGUAAAAGAAGUAUUUUUAUUAUAUAUGGUGUUUUUUCUCCAUAAUAGGAUUUUAAUUAAGAUCUUAGCAACUAUGGCUCAUAGCACCAUGAAAGCACUGAAAAUCCUACCAGUUCUGGGACGUCUGCUAAAAGCAAAGUGUAUAUUUUUCCCAAGUAACACAAACACAUCCAUUUUGAAAUCUGCAGGUGAAGAAGAUGCUUUACAGUAUGGCACAUGUAAUGUUUGGGUAAAGAUCCCCUGUGAUCAAUGCAGAUCAGGGAGUGCUUUUGGAAUUUGGUGUCACGACAGCCUCGGGGAGCUGCACAGGCACCGUGAGGAGUGCAUAGACAGAAACUGAAAACCAGCUCAAUUCAACACAUGACAUUUUAUCAUUCAGCACUGCCUCAUUACAGCAAGUAACAUUCAAUCUAGUAUUUCAUUUUUUAAAAAUAGACCAAAAGAUUAAUGUUUCUUAGUAAAUCAUUGCUUGGUAUUUUUCUUGAGUUUCAAUUAUAUAACUGUCUGAACUUAAGCAGAGCUAGUAUAAAAUUCUUACCAGUUAGGACUCUUCCUUAGGGAGGGGAAAUCUUGUUGGCAUCUCUUGCCUGGAAAAGCAGAAGAGUAAGAACACAGAGGGUGUCACUGUAUCUCUUGGAAUGCAAGUACCUUUAUCCAUGGGAAAACAUGCCUGGUGAUGUCUGUAGGUAGGACCCUUCUCCUGAGUUCCUUUCCUUUUCUAUGGCAUAGCAGAUGGUCCUUACAUUUACCCCAUUGUGUACCCUCUCCUGUCACCUCCAAAAAACUGGCACAAUUCUGAAUGAAGCCAUUUCAGUUUUCAGGGAAACUUACUGUUAUUUCUGUAUCUUGGACAGGCUAAAGGUGCCAUAAACAAUAGCUGUCAACACCAUUUAGCAUUGACCCUAAGUGGUGAAAGGCUUUUGUGAGGAAAACCAUGGGAAAAAAAAAACCCUGUGAGUCUCUGUGAAAGGGCUCCUGGAUAUGUUAAGUCUAUUCCUUUCCUUUUGACAAUUUUGGGGCAGCUGCAGUGGUUAAUUCCUCCCUUUCCUGUUGACCAAGCUUAAGCACAAUCUGGUUUAGUAGUUCUUUUAUCCUGUUUAUAUGCUUUAUGUAUGCUUUUCAAUGUCUGAGCUUUGUUAGUUGGCCAAUUCUUCCAAGUGUUUUGUUUUCUGGUUAAUGUACACCAAUAUGGUGCUAUUGCAGUGUUUGGUAGAAUGACUUACAAAGAAAGAGAAUUUUCAUUUUUCUUCUGUACACAGGCAUUACUUGAAGUUAAACAUAACUAAUGAA
Messenger RNA from Parus major (Great Tit), 9056 nucleotides. It is a transcript of the gene GRK7, whose product is annotated as G protein-coupled receptor kinase 7. The record is from RefSeq and is a predicted model, not a curated record. Bases 2053 to 3708 code for a protein of 551 amino acids. NCBI's taxonomy places the organism in Eukaryota, Metazoa, Chordata, Aves, Passeriformes, Paridae. Gene Ontology annotation, cellular component: cytoplasm. Gene Ontology annotation, molecular function: ATP binding; rhodopsin kinase activity. The transcript has 4 exons. Gene Ontology annotation, biological process: protein phosphorylation; regulation of signal transduction; signal transduction.